GCAGGACGCUAAACACCAAGGCCGCAAAGGGGGAGCACUCCCCAUGUACCCCUGAAACACUUUGGGAUUCCUCAAACACCGCAUCGGAACUGACGAGGAGAUCUUGAGACUCGGGCAGUAGCGCUUGAACCUGAGCCUCAUGAUGGAGAGCCCACUGAUCAAACGGGAUUCUCGGGCCCGUGAAGAAAUCCACUCCACCUUCCAAUAACCCGCGGAAUUGCAGAUACAUUACCACCGUAAUGUAUGUAUCUGUGUCGGGUCUUGAUGCGCCCGGGCAUUUGAUGUUGCGAUGCAACACAUAUAUUUUUCGAAACCUUGCAUGAACGGAAGCACAUCCGAGCCAAAUGGCAUAGUAGCGCAUGUCAGGGGCGUUGGCAGUAGCUCAAAUCGGAAAGUCGCUCGCAGAGCCCUGAGCCGUGUCUUUUGUAGUGUGGCUGGCCGCCUGCCGCCAUUGUUGGCUCAAACUGCUCAGGAAAUCUGCCGAGUCCCAUGUCUAUCACAUGCUCGAGUCCCUGUGAGACAAACGAGUGGGGGGCCAGGUUGCAGAAACGUAGGAUUGCCCCGAGACUGUCAGCUAAGGUGGUGCAACCCGCCUCACCGCUUUGGCGUGGCUGGGAACAUUGGUCCUGCCAUCCAGCAAGUCCGCGUAGUUGUAACGGGCAAACAACUCAUUGAAAAUCAAGGACGAAGCAGGUUAGCCCGGAGAGGCUGUAUUGAGCUAAGGUUGACGGCAGAUGAGGCACCGGACGUUCCGCCAAAGAACACCGGGUCCUUGGUUUCUCCAUCGGUUGUGGAAAAAACGGAUAAGGGACCCAUAACUGCCCUGUGAAAUGGUAUCCAACCCUCAAGUGAGAAACCGUACGCGUACGAUAAAGCGCUGGAUAUGGAAAGAAGACGAUACGUGUAACUUACGAUGCUCGCGGCGUUGAGAGGGUUCAUCACAGCCUCGGUUCCCACUAGGCCGAGAUGAGGAGCUUGGCACUGGCCAUGCUGCCACAGCCCUGCCAACGGUAGGCGAUCUGAGAAACCCGCAAGG
Molecule: messenger RNA, 1036 nt
Organism: Parathielavia appendiculata
Lineage: Eukaryota; Fungi; Ascomycota; Sordariomycetes; Sordariales; Chaetomiaceae
Exons: 1
Coding region: 290-829 (179 amino acids)
Source: RefSeq, a predicted model, not a curated record